UCUUAUUCUGCGAGGUUUUAAUCAUAAAAACAUUUCAACAGUAGUGGGCCAUGUGUUGGCAGGACUGUGUCAGAUUUCACUUAAUACUGAGGCUCUGUAUCGGUAAUUACAUCAGGCAACAGCACCCCUUCGUCACUCCCUCCCUCACAAUGUCUUACCAUCCUUCUCCCUUGCCGGCUCUGAUUGGUCGCGGGGAGGCCGCCGGGACAGAAGCCGCGUUGUCCCGGUGACCCGGCCCCUACUUGUCCCAGCCCUGCUAUAAAAGCCCGCGGCUGCUCGCAUGCGCGCCUGAUGGGCUGUCAGAUGCGACUCGGAGUAACAGGUGGAUCCGACUGCAGAAACUCACCGUCAUUGCGCUUGGAUAAACUUGAGCAUCGUGCAGAAGCUGGACCAUGGAUUCAGACACAAGCCGAGUCUCCAGCAGACCGUCAUCCCCAGAGGUGGACGACAUCUUCAUGUCCACCCUGAAAAAGUCCGUGCACGGCUUCUCGGGCGCCGUGUCCUCCACGCAGAGCGACUCCCCGUCAGAGAUCCCCGGUCUGCGCGGCCUCUCCGCCGCCGAGGAGGAGGCGCUGGCGCUACGCAUGGUGUCCAAGAAGGAUCGCAAACUGCUGUCGGAGAGCGAGCUCCAGUCGAUCCGCCUCAAGAUCAACAGCCGCGAGAGGAAAAGGAUGCACGACCUCAACGUGGCCAUGGACGGGCUGCGGGAGGUCAUGCCAUACGCGCACGGACCGUCGGUGCGUAAACUCUCCAAAAUCGCCACCUUGCUGCUGGCGAGAAACUACAUCCUGAUGCUUAGCAACUCCCUGGAAGAGAUGAAGCGGCUGGUGAGCGAGAUCUACGGCAGCAGCGGGCACCACAGCUACCACCCGUCUGCUUGUGGAACUAUGGCGCACGCGGGGCCCGUGCCGGGACAUCCGGCGGCUUCCCACGCCCCACACCCGGCGGUACACCAUCCGCUCCUCCCCCCACCGGCCGCCUCCACCGCCUCGCUCUCCGCUUCCGGAAUUUCCGCCGUCACGUCGGUCAGACCCCAUCACGGACUUCUCAAGGCGCCCACUGCAAGUGCAGGACCCCUGGGUAGCAGUUUCCAGCACUGGGGCGUCGGCACCGGGAUGCCCUGUCCGUGCAGCAUGUGCCAGGUCCCCCCGCCUCAUGUGUCCAGCAUGAGCUCCGUGACCAUGCCGAGGCUGGCGAGCGACUCCAAGUGACUCUAAACUCAACUGAACUUUUUCCAAAUGGGUUGAACACACUGUGUCCCGCACGUUUUUAUUUAUCUCUGUUGCUGAGUCAUAAUUGAGAACUCCAAUGAAUUGAUUUUCCUACUCGGGAUUGGCAGAUUUUUCAACUUAGUGUUUUAUUGUAAUUGAUCUCAAAUGUGAGGAUAUGUACGCACAAAGCUCCUAAAGCACAACAAAACUUUUAGGGCACAGACCCUUGUUCUUAGCUAUUUUUUCUGUCCAGAAGAAAAAGAAAAUCAUAAGUUAAAGCAACAAGUUGCAGUUUGUAAAUGUAAAUAUGUAGAUGGAUUAUGUCUUUAAAUAGUUGCAGAUGUUAUAUAUUAGAGUCUUGUUACAGUGCGGGAAGAUUUCCCCUGUCUGUUCCUUACAUGUUGCACCUGCUUCAUUCAUUUUAUGCUUCUUUGUUCAAUGCUUUUUGUAGUUGUUGCUUCUUCUCUCUCCCCUCCCCGAAUUAAACAAUGACCACUUGUUUAUUUUUUUAAAUGUAAAAAAAUAAAUAAAUGAAAAAGCUAUUUAUUUACUUAUUUGGGUGGAAAUUUCAAAUUAAUCCCUUGUUCUGUUGGGGUUUUGAAAUGUAAAAAAUAAAGACGAUUAAUAAAAAAACGUUAAAAAGU
Girardinichthys multiradiatus is the source of this 1855-nucleotide messenger RNA. RefSeq names its product oligodendrocyte lineage transcription factor 2 (gene olig2). Gene Ontology annotation, biological process: myelination; neuron differentiation; oligodendrocyte differentiation. The record is from RefSeq and is a predicted model, not a curated record. Gene Ontology annotation, molecular function: protein dimerization activity; DNA-binding transcription factor activity. NCBI's taxonomy places the organism in Eukaryota, Metazoa, Chordata, Actinopteri, Cyprinodontiformes, Goodeidae. The coding region runs from base 393 to 1211 and encodes 272 amino acids. The transcript has 2 exons.